Messenger RNA from Sinocyclocheilus anshuiensis, 656 nucleotides. RefSeq names its product CST complex subunit STN1-like. The transcript has 5 exons. The coding region runs from base 1 to 588 and encodes 195 amino acids. NCBI's taxonomy places the organism in Eukaryota, Metazoa, Chordata, Actinopteri, Cypriniformes, Cyprinidae. The record is from RefSeq and is a predicted model, not a curated record.
AUGCUGGAAAUGCCUCAGCUGUACAGAAAGUGCUAUGAUCAGCCGUUCCAGAUGCCGAGAGAUGACCUGGGCGGCACAGAAGCAGGUGGUUCCUCACAUUUCCACUGUUUGCUGUCUCGGUCAGUUCUCGCCCUUAAGGAGUUCCUCUUAGAGAAAGAGGUGGCCAGGUUUCGUCCUUAUGAUGUUGAGUUCCUCUUACAUCCACUGAUUCAGAGUUCUUCAGCUGAACAGGAGACGGAUCAGCCUGGGACGUCAAUUGCUACACAAAUUCGAAAACUUCUGAAAGAGACACUGAGCAUUCUCCAAGAUGAGGGACAAAUAUUUCGUAAAAUGCGGACCCCGGAUGAAGUCUACAAUGUAACAGAGCAAGACAAAGAUCUUCACACAGCGAUCAAGGACGUUUUACGAGAGGAUACCAAACGGGAAAAAUAUGCUGAAAAAGGAUGCCAUGUCCUGCAUAUAUUGUCCAGCCUGAGGCAGCGCUACAGCCAAAAUCUGAGUCGAGAGGUGCUGGAGGUUGCCCUGACAUUCUUAGAAUGCAAUAGUGACAUAAUAAGCACAACAGAAGCGCACUACACUGUUUUGUAGCAUUGUGUUUUAAUUCCAUAAAAUAUAGUGUUAAAAACAAUCAUGAAGACAUAAUGUUAACAAGUUAC